GAAAGCACCGUGAUGACCACCUACCGCCCUCUCCUCCACAAGAACCGACCACCGGGAGGAACGAUGAUCAUGGAGAAGAGGGACGCCCAGUCACUUCCGUUGAACUACAACGAGAUAACGGGGCGUAUCACUUCGUUGGAGCAGUCGUCGGUCACGAACAAAAAGGACAGGGAGAAUCUGCAUGCCCGUGUUUCGCAGGCUGAGAAAAAAGGGGUGGCCACUGAUGCGAAGGUCGCCGCUCUUGCCAAGGAAGUUGCUGACCUCAAGGACAAGGGGGUCAACAACAACAGGCCAGGGGUGACUGAUCCUUGGGCAGACUAUCGUGUUAAGCAUGGACCAGCACCUGGGAUGCCCGGGCCCCCCGCAGCCGGUAGCCGAGACCCUCAACAUCCUGAUGCAGCCCCUCGGGAUGAACUUUCUGAAGAAGACCGUCGCACACUUAUCGUCGGGGGAUGGGUCCAGGACAGUAAAAAGCAGACCAUCCUUGAUGAGAGCAAACCCUUCUUGGAACGUGAUGGGGUGAGCAACCUCAUUGACCAGAAAGACCUCAUUGUGUGGGGGCC
Symbiodinium sp. CCMP2456 is the source of this 563-nucleotide messenger RNA. The record is from the annotation of a GenBank genome assembly. NCBI's taxonomy places the organism in Eukaryota, Dinophyceae, Suessiales, Symbiodiniaceae.